CAGGGGAGAGCAUGCGUGUGCGGUCAGGGGCGUCACAAUAGGGGGGUAGGGGCCCCCGGGCUCCACUUUGUGGGGGGCAGCGCGGCGCCCCCUCGCCACCUCCACCGACGGCUGCCCUGCCUGAGAAGGAGGAGGAGGGAGGGAGACAGGGAGGGAGAGCUGGCCAAGCAGCCGAGCAGCUGCGUGCUCAAGUUGCCUCCGCUUCCCACAGACCCAGCGGGGGCGCGAGCUGAGGUCCGCCCUCCUUUCCCUCCGUCCCUCCCUGGGGGCAAGGCCUGCGGCUUAGAGCCCCUCCGCCUUCUCCGUCUCCUGCUGCGAAGCCCCCUCCCCUUUCCGUGGCUCCUGCUGCCGCUGCAGCCCAAGCAGAAGCGGUGGCGGCAUCUGCUGCACGCUCCGAGGGCGCGCCAACCCGGAAGCUGCUGAGGCGCUCCGCCACCAUGGGCUAUUGUUGCAGCCGCCAGGAGCGGCCCAUGUGCAGCCCUCGGAGUUGGGGCCAGAGGGGUUGGGCACGGCGUUGGGCCGCAGCCAGCAGGAGCAGUAAGUGGUGGUGGCGUUGCGGCUGGGGCUGGGGCUGGGCUGGUUAGGGACGCGGCUCCCACGCUGCCCUCACGCUGGAGCUCGAGGAGGGGAGGGAGAAACGGAGAGGAGGAAGCCGCUUCCCUGUUGCUCCUCCUUUCCCUUCGCGCGGGUUCCUUCCUCCCAGCGGCGUCGCUAGCGUUUAUGCGCGUGACGGACGCCCCCCCCCCGCCCCCGGUGCCUUCUGAUUUGCCGCCCCGGGCAGCCAGAAGGCUAGUGAUGCCGCUGUGCCUUGCUGAGCUGCUUCAGGCUCUUCUUGCGGGACCCGACGCGUCUCCAGCUCAGCUGCAGCCACAGUGAAGCAGGACGAUUUAUUUAUUUAUUUAUUUAUAUGCUUCUGGGGGGACAGCUGCCCCCCCGCCCCAUGCUGGGUAGGCCGCCCAUGCUUGUGUCUAGGAAUAUUUUGAUCCAAAAGCAUCAGACUGGUUGCCAAAAGUGUGAACUUCAUUAAUAGACCCUAUUUAAAGGAAUUGGUCAAUUAGCCACAGAAUUGCUUUGCUGAUUUUUUUCUCAUCUUCUUUUAAUUACGCAACUGCUUGGUCCUAGCUUCAUGCUGGGGAGGCUGGAGGCAAAGGGGAGGCCCGCUUGCCGAGUGCCCAGGGUGGCGCUGAGCUGCUCCUCCUGGCGCCAUGCACAAGCAAAAUGGGGCGGCAGCGUUGCCAUUGUUCUGCGCACUCCACUUUUGGGGGCAGCAGAGGCUUUCCGGAGGGGGAUUGGGGCCCCAAGGACAGGCAGCAGCCUAGGCAGGCUUCCCCAGCAGCCCAGAAAGUCGCCCUAUGUGAAUAAAAUGGUUGGACAGUGUUCUCAAAGCCACCAACAUGAGUCUGACCAAACUGCGGGAGACAGUGGAAAACAGGAGGGCCUGGCGUGCUCUGGUCCAUGGGGUCACGAAGAGUUGGACAUGACUAAAUGACUAAACAACAACAAAGGUGCUACCGGAAGGAAUUUAUUAUUAUUAUUAUUAUUAUUAUUAUUAUUUUGUUUCGGCUUGAGCUUCAGGUCCUCUCAUUUCAGAAUCGUAACCUCAUUCUCAGGGUUAGGGGGCAGUUGCCUCUCAGCCCAGCCCAGCUCAGAGGGCUGGAUGAAUGCCACCCAUUCUGCUGCUGGCUGACUGAUCACAGAGAGGCCCUGAGCAUCACAGAAUGUCACAGAAGACAUUUGUGAUGCAGGCGUUACCACGGGAGACAACAGAACUCCCUGCCUGAAGUCCGGUCAGAGCAGCAGAGCAGUUGCCCCAAAUGACAAACAUGAUGGAGGACAUAGACCGUUUGUUGUCGUUGCGGCUUCUUCUGCUUCUUUCCUGCCUGUGGGUAAGUAAGCCGCAGCACAGUUUUUAAGCAGAGCUUGGACAGCCAUCUGUCAUGGAUGCUUUUAGUUGAGAUUCCUGCCUCAUAGGGGGUUGGACUAGAUGACCCUUGGGUGUCCCUUCUAACUCUAGAAUUCUGAGCCUAGGGCUUGCCGAUCAGAAGGUCGGGCGGUUCAAAUUCCCACGACAGGGUGAGCUCCUGGUGAGCUCCUGUUGUUCGGUUCCUGCUUCUGCCAACCUAGCAGUUCAAAAGCACGUCAAAGUGCAAGCAGAUAAAUAGGUACCACUCCAAGCGGGAAGGUAAACGAUGUUUCCCUGUGUUCCUCUGGUUCGCCAGAAGUGGCUUAGUCCUGCUGGCUCCCUCGGCCAAGAACGCAAGAUGAGCUCCGCAACCCCAAAGUGGGUCACGACUGGACCUAAUGGUCAGGGGACCCUUUAUCUUUAGCCCUCUACUCACUUGUGAUUACUGCCGGUAGCUGCAAGUGGCUUUCAGAUGCAGAUCACCUCUGACAGUGGAGGCAGAGGGACAGAUGCAUCUUCGCACUCUCUUUGUACGGGCAUUUCUCCUGCCUGGACAAAAUGACCCCCCUCCUGUCUCUCCCUCUGUGCUGUUCUGAUGCUUUUAGAGGAAGCAGUGAGGGCCAAUUUAAAGAAGGGGAUUGGACAAGUUCAUGGAGGAGGAGAAGGCUAUGGCUGGCUCCCAGCCACAAUGGCUCUGCUCUGCCUCCACAUUCGGAGGCAGGAAGGCUUGUGAAUUCAAGCUGUUGGGAUCCACAGGAGGCAAGGGUGCUCUUGGGCUCAGAUCCUGCACCCACUAAACCAAGCCGCUGUCCUCGGGGUGUAAGGGAGGAUGUUGAAAUAGGAUUCAGCCAUCUGCCUGGGAGUAGGAACCUCCUUGUCCUCUGCUUCAGAUGGCAGAAAGCCUUGAACAGGCCCUGCAGACUAUGAAAAGGAUUCAGACCCGUUCACCUCCCCGCCCCCCUGCCUCUGUUGCCGUCCCUCUGUUGCCUUCAGCUCUGUUCUUUUUGCCUUGCUGUUCUCCAACAGAUUCUUCUUCGUCUCAAAAAGAAGAAAAAGCGCCAUGUAGCAGCAUGCAGGCGAGUCUUGAUUCCUGAAGUGCAGGGGGUUCGACUAGAUGACUUUGGGGGUCCCCUUUCAACUCUACAAUUCUGUGAUUCCAUGAAAAAUCAGACGGACAGCAUAAUCUGUCCCAGUUCCCCAAAGGUCAUAGAAUUGUAGACACUGAGAGUCAUCUAGACGGACCACUGGCCUGAUCCAGCAGACUCUUAUUAUGUUCUUAUGUUGCCCUGCUUCUCUAGUUUUUCUUAGGUUGUGCAGGAUCCUGACCUUAUAUCUGCACAACUUGGACAGGAAGGUGAAGCAUCUCGCUCAGCAAUGGCAACACAUCAUCUGCAGCUGAGUCGGCUGCCCCUAAAGCCCUGGUUUGGGGAAAGAACUAACAGGGAUUUCUGAGAGCAAGGAUGCGCUGCACCGGUGGACCUGACGCCUGUCAUCGCAGGAACUGCCGGGAUGUGCUUCCUCCCCUUUGCAGUGAUUGUUGCCGUCUGUCAAACAACUCCCCGAGAUCCAACCCACCCCAGGAUCCUGCCCACCCAGGGAGACAGAUCGAAUCCGCUGUCCAGGUCAAACAGCCCCCUGAGAUCAAUCCUGCCCCAGAAUCAAGCCCACCCAAGGAGAUAGACUGCAGGGGCAGGGAUAGGAAAGAGGAAGAACAAACAAGCAGUAGGUCCUCUGUGUGGAGAAGAUGGAGAAAUGCUAUUGGGUGACAGAAAGUGGAACUGCUAAACACUUACUUUGCCUCUGCCUUCAACUAAAGAGAUAAAAACAGGGGGAUGUUCAGGUAUGGGUCCAGAAAAAUAUUGUGGCCCUGUAUGUCCUAUGCCAGGGGUCAGGAAACUUUUUCAGCAGGGGGCCGGUCCACUGUCCCUCAGACCUUGUGGGGGGCCGGACUAUAUUUUGAAAAAAAAAUAUGAACAAAUUCCUAUGCCCCACAAAUAACCCAGAGAUGCAUUUUAAAUAAAAGGACACAUUCUACUCAUGUAAAAACACCAGGCAGGCCCCACAAAUAACCCAGAGAUGCAUCUAUAUAUAUAAAAAUGUAAAAACAUGAGAAGGAGGUUAUAUCCUUGGACUUGGCUCCAUGUUCUUUUCCUUCCAGUUGGGUUUUGUAUCAUAUUUUUGAGGAAAAUUAAAUCACACAAAGGGUUUGAAAGAGAAUUUUUCCUUAUAGGUUUUGAACUCGGCAGUGAGCAGUGUUUUUUUUUCCUUUUCUUUGUUUGCCCUCACAAUUGAACCAGCCCUUAGCACUAGGAUGGUUGGGGGUUCCCCAACUGGGUCCUCCCACCACUCCUCUGUAUCCAGCCAGUCCAUGACAUUGGCUACCAGGGGAUUGGUGGUGGGACGAUGAUGAGUGGUCAGAGGAAGAAGACUGGGAGAAGGUGGUUUUGGAAGCUGAAGGGGCAAUAGGUGUUGGUUGGCCAAGGUCAUUGAGGGUAUUAGAGGUUGAUUGCAGGUGUGAGGGUAUUGGCGGCGAGCUUUUGGCUCGAGUGGAGGUUAGGCAUUGGUAAAACCUGGUUUGGGGGUGGGGAGGUGUGGCCAUCACCUGCCCCUCCAUGUUAAAGGGUAUUCUGUUAAAGGAAUCCGGGGGUCAUGGUUCCUGUCCAAAGCCCAGGUGGAGGCUAGGGCCAUGACAUGACCUUCCAGUGACCCUGGGGGAGCUCCAAGUUGAUGUACACUAACAGGGCUGCCCCUACUGGUAGUUAACCCUUGUGAGACUUCCUGCACGGUGGACAGGAGUUGGAUAUAGUCAGUUCAAUUCCAGUGCCUAAGCCAAUGCCGCUCACAUUCUGUAACCAAUAAAGUUGUGGCCUAAGUUUUGCCCAUUAACCUAAUACAUGGUGUCCAUGUGUUAUUAUUCAACAUAAGGGGGAGGCCUCGGGGUCUUGACACGCAAUAGGGUUUAGUGAGCAGGAAGAGGCUGGGGCAGAGAGCAGUCCCAGCUCAGAGGCAGGAGAGGAGGCUAGAGAGGAGGAGGAGGAGGCAGGAGAGGAAGGGAUCCAAGAGGCAGCAAUGAGGCAGGCUGCUGAAGAAUUUGGGGACUCUCCCCCUCCUGCUGCAACCAGCUCUGGUCUCUUAGAAGACACAGGGAAAUGAAGAGCACAGAGCAGAGAUUGGUUGUGCACUCUGCAACUGCUUGGAGGGGGGGGGAACCCUGGAGAAGAGAGGUAUUAGACAGCUGUGGACAGGCAGGGACCUUCAGUUCUCACAACUGCCACAUUGGGGCAAAACCUACUGGAAGAGUUGGACCUAUGCUUGACUCUGGCUCCUGACAAUCAGUGACGCUUAUUCUGACUUGUGACCAGACUGUUAAUUCUCCUGGAAUGCUACCAGGUACACUGACGUUCAAAAUACAAAAGUCCAGUCAGCGUGCAAAACCCUACAUAAUUACAGGUAUUGUCUUUGGAAUGGCGUGCAUUUAUCAGAGGAGAAGCGGCUCUUUUUGGAGGGCAGGUAUGGUGGUGUGCAUAAAGGACAGUCUCAUUUGGCCCCCAAGCUACGCCAAGAUGAUACUGAUAGGCUUUAUGGCUCCAAUAAAUCCCUAGCUGAAGUGGAACACUUACACAAGAACAGGAAGUUGGCUUCAGAAUACCCCUACCUGAAGUGGAAUAGUAUUUAUAAAAGAACAGGAAAUUACCUUGAACUACUCAAAGAAGCACCAGGAUGUUCCUACUUUUUGAUGGACUGUCUUGGCUGCUUGAAUGCCCACUUCCAUUUCCCUAUACAAAAAUGUAUAAAGUGCCUUCACUAAGCAGCAAGCACCCACACCAGACAGCAGUCAUGCAGGGCAGCCACCUUGCUGUCCUCAUCCUGGAACUUCUCCUAUGCUGGUUUGAGCCACUGGCUGCAGUUCCGCAAAAAGGUAAGAGUUCCCUCUCAGAGAGGUGUGGGUGAUGAUGAUGAAUUCAAUUUAUAUACCGCCCUUUAGCAAAAGAUCCCAGGGUGGAAUUCUACAGCCCCCCCAAAAAAGGUAUCAUACAGCCUAAACAAUAUAAAAUUGCAUUAGAAACUAUACAGAAUGUGUCCUUGAACCUGAAGCUGAGAUUGAUCCAGCAAAAAUGGAUGUUUCUAGUACACUGGACUCCACAACAUUUGUCUAGGAAGGAACGAAGAGCUUUGGCUGCUCAAACAAAGCUUCCCAUUUCUAUGUGGAACACGAUAUAAAGUGGUUUUGGUUAGCAUGGGGGGACUCACAUCAAAUAUUAACACUGUUUUCUCUCUCAUUAUAACAGGGAAAAUCUGUAAGAAACCCUUGAGAAAUACAAGAGGAUAUCCGUCAAAAUGCAAACUCCCUGCAGAAACAGGAAGAUGCAAAGCAAGCUUUCCAAGUUUUUACUUUGAUCUCCAUACCAGGAAGUGUGAAGUAUUCGUUUACGGUGGCUGUGGAGGCAAUGCCAAUAACUUCAUGAAUCCGGUGGAUUGCAUUUGGGAAUGUGAAAGGUUUGACUUGCUGCCUAAUAAAUGCAAACUCCCGCUAAACAGGGGAGUAAGGGGCAGAAAAACCUCAAUAAGAUAUUUCUAUAAUUUCAAAAAGAAGACGUGUACAAUGUUCUUUUAUUAUGGCUCUGGAGGCAAUAACAACAACUUCCUGGAUUUUAGACAAUGUGUUCGAGAGUGUGCAGAUGUUGUAUAUAUGCCUAGGAGAUGUAUGCUCCCUGUAGUCAGCGGACCCUGUGGAUUCUACAUUCGUCGCUAUUUCUAUAAUACCAAGACUAAUAGAUGUGAGCUGUUUAUCUAUGGUGGCUGUAAAGGCAAUGAGAACAACUUUACAGAACGGAUUGAUUGCAUCCGUCAGUGCGAAAGUUAUGCUCCACGUGAAAACUAUGACCCCAGACAACGAUACCCCUGAUUAAUCUUUCAUGGAACAAAGGCACCAAGUGAAAGAAUGCUGACUCUCUUGCAGCUGUACCAAACUUUGUGGGAAUUUCUUGCCAAUGAACUCAACUUUUCUUCAGCAAAUUGUAGUCUGCUCUUUGAGUGUCACUGUCCUCAGUCUCUUUUUUAUCAAAUGUCCAUUUUGUUUCAUUAGUUGUUUGUUCUGCGAGGCUUCCCUGAUGCUACCUCAUUACUGGUGUCCAGAGGAGCUAUAGUGCAACAAAAGCAGGACAAAAAUGAUUUCAGUUACAGGAUAUGCACGGCUUCAAAAUGAAGCGGUGUGACCACCCCAGAACUUUUGCAUGUGGAAACAGCAUUAAAAGUGAGAUUGCGUAUGACCACCCCAUUAGCACUGUGAGCACAAAUCAUCAUAAACGUGUAAUAAAAAGGAAGUCUGAGGGGCCCCUCAAUAUGUAAUCUUCAAAGGAAUAAACAAUCUAACUACAUCCAGACCCAACAGAGUUAUAGGGAAACAGCUACUGUACUAUGGAGGGGACCUUAUGGAAUCCGAGUUAAUGCCACAAUGCCUUUAUACUUUUAUAAAGUAUAAGCUCCAAGCUAUUUUCCUAAACAAAAGUUUCCAAUAUUAGACCUCUGGGAAGAACCAUUUUCUCAGGCAAAUUGUUCUUCUUGUUCCAUAUAUUUAGAGUACUUUUCCUUGUUGCAAAUAUAGCAGGAAGGGAAAAAAAGAAAGGAGUGAAAUCAGCUUACAUUAGCUUACAUUAGCAAUAAUAAUAAUAAACAAUAAUAAUUUUUUUAUUUAUACCCCGCCCUUCCCAGUUUAAAAACCGGGCUCAGGGCAGCUAACAACAGAUAUAAAAACAUUGAUUAAAAACAACUUAAAAACAACUUAAAAACAGCAUAAAACACAUCAUCAGUAUAAGAACAACCCAUCUAUCCUAAUUGAAACAUGUGUAUUAAUAUACCGUAAGCAGUUCAUAUGUCCAAACAAAUAUCCAAAUAGCACUGAUGAUAAGAUAACAUGUUUCAAAUAUAAAAAGGCAACUGAAAAGCAAAUGAUGGGUGUAUAUCCUUCCAACACUGAAAUAUAAAAGUCUUUUCACAACUAUAAGGAUCUACUUUUGCUGUCCACCAC
Molecule: messenger RNA, 7931 nt
Organism: Zootoca vivipara (common lizard)
Lineage: Eukaryota; Metazoa; Chordata; Lepidosauria; Squamata; Lacertidae
Source: RefSeq, a predicted model, not a curated record